UCUUUACAUUGCCUUGUUUAUGUCCUUUGCAAUUACAUACCUGUAAUUUUAAUACAUAUUCAGAAAAAUAUUAGUGGAUAUUUUUGCGAAUUAAAUCUUUAAUACCUAGAUUAAUAAAAGAAGUUACUUAACACACGUGCCCAAUCCGUGUAUGCAUACUAAAAUCAGAACGUAGUUUUCAAUUAAUUACAUUAAAUCAAAAAAUCAUAAUGAUGAAAAAAAUUGUUGACUUUAUUAAUUAUUGGUGUUUUCGUUAUCAAUUAGUAACUGAAUUGUACAUGGUCGAAAAGUGGGAAAGGAUAACCAUUCAUGUGAUAUUUUUUGCAAUAUUUUUAUUAUUCUGGAUAUUUAAUUACACAUUGUUGCUGCCUCUAACUGAAAGGAUUUUUGGAUUCAAAUCACAAAAUUAAAUAAUUGAAGGAUCAAUAAUGUUGCAUCUGAAGAUCAAUAAUAUUAACAUUAUUGAAAGAUCUAUAAUGUUAAUGUUAUCUUUAAUUAGGAUCGUUCUGUUAUCUUUAAAUCAUUUCUUUAACGCAAAUAAGCUAAAUACUUAUUUCUAUUCUGUAAGAUGGUUCCAUUUUAGUAAAGCGAUGAUAACAAAUUAAAAAAACAUCUAUUCAAAUAAAUUUUAGUUAAAAAUUAACAAAUAUUUGUAUAGCUUUUUGAUAUUAAAUUAAGAUUACAAAAAAUUUUUUUCAAAAUUAAAUUGAAAAUCAGUAUUACGUAUGUGUUUAUGUACUAUCCAUUCUGUAAACAUACACAUGUGUGUUGGUACUAAAAACUAUAUUUUCUUGUUAAUACAAAAUUUAGAUUUAUGUAUUUAUUUGCUAGUUGUUUCUACUCUUUUAGCAAAAUUUUAGUGUCUUAUAUAUUAAUAAAUUAUUUUGUUUUUUUUCUAAGUUAAAAUAUUUUAAGCUUUUUAAGGUUUUACACUUAAGUCAAAACAUUUUCUUGUAAGAGUACGUAACAUAGGAAUUUAGGUAUAUACAUAUUAUAUUCUGUACACAAGACAGAAUCUUGUGAGCGUACACUUAAAUGUUAAGAAAGAAUUUCAUAUUUUAUACAUAUUUCUUAAGAACUGGAAGUUUUGACAAAAUUUGAAAGCUUCUAUACCGGCCUAUAUUAAAAAAAAUUACGGUUGUGGGAAUUAGAGUUUUUUCAAAUAGCAUAAGAAAAAUUUAACUGUUUUUAAAUUGCAUUAAUAGUUUUCAGAAUUGUAAUCUCCAACUAUUUCACGAUAAAUUUUAAUUUCUUCAUAUGAUAUGUUAGUGAUUAAUUAUGUGUAUAGAUAAACAUAUUGCUGCAAUUUUCGCCAUAACAUGUAAUACCAAAAUGCAGGUCAGAAUACCAUACAUUCUACGUAAAAAAACGAUAGGUUAGUAACGUCUGAUUAGAACAAAUGGUGUUUAGUGAAAAACUUCAGGAAAAUAAUUCUUUUUAUAUUUUGAGUUUGUUUUUAAAUAUCUCUGAAACUAAGAAUAUUUCACAUCAAUUGAAAAGAGUACAAAGACUAAUUUGGUUAUCUCUAGGUGUGCAAAAUAUCGCUAGGUGUUUUUUUGUUUAUCAACGCAUUCUAUCACCUUGCUUCGGAGGUGCCGUAGCAUCUUGGGUACUAUCUAUAUAUGUGCAUACAUUUUAUACUAUUAUAUGUUUAUCGUCGGAUGUAAAUUAACUGACUUCUAUCUACAGUUAAUGUCUUUAUAUCAAACCCAGAUCCCAAUAUUCAAUUUUUCUUAUUUUUCUGAUCGUGGCAUAUUUCGUA
Messenger RNA from Condylostylus longicornis, 1762 nucleotides. RefSeq lists its product as uncharacterized. The record is from RefSeq and is a predicted model, not a curated record. Bases 210 to 410 code for a protein of 66 amino acids. NCBI's taxonomy places the organism in Eukaryota, Metazoa, Arthropoda, Insecta, Diptera, Dolichopodidae. The transcript is spliced from 2 exons.